UAUGCUUGGUGGUUGUUGGUGUUCCCACGAGGCCACAGCAGAAGCAAAGGCUAACACUGUUUGAGUUUGUAUCGAUGAGUUCGCAGCCUCUGUCACCUCAAAAUUUCAGAGAUCUAUUCGAUUCGGUCGAAGCUUUUCUCUUUGACUGCGAUGGUGUGAUUUGGAAGGGUGAUACGCUUAUCGAUGGUGUUUCACAAACUCUGGACAUGCUUCGCUCAAAGGGGAAGAAGCUUGUGUUUGUCACCAACAAUUCCUGGAAGUCCAGAACCCAAUACGCUGAAAAGUUCCGAUCUUUAGGAAUCCCGGUUUCCCAGGAUGAGAUAUUCUCCUCGUCUUUUGCAGCUGCUAUGUACUUGAAGGUCAACAAUUUUCCUUCACAAAACAAGGUGUAUGUAAUUGGCGGGGAAGGUAUAUUGGAAGAGGUUCAGCUUGCUGGUUUCACUGCUUUUGGUGGUCCUGGAGAUGCGAAUAAAACAGUGGACCUGAAGCAGAACUGCAUUGUUGAACAUGAUAAGAGUGUUGGAGCUGUAGUGGUUGGCUUAGAUCCAUACAUUAACUAUUACAAGCUUCAGUAUGGAACCCUUUGCAUACGUGAAAAUCCUGGAUGCCUUUUCAUUGCCACCAACCGUGAUGCAGUUGGACAUAUGACUGCUUUGCAAGAAUGGCCUGGUGCUGGGUGCAUGGUUGCUGCCAUAUGUGGAUCAACUCAGAAGGAGCCUGUUGUAGUUGGGAAACCAUCUACCUUUAUGAUGGAGUUUUUACUUAAGAAAUUCAAUGUUAGUUGCUCCAAGAUGUGUAUGGUUGGUGAUAGACUAGAUACUGAUAUAUUGUUUGGACAAAAUGCUGGUUGCAAAACUCUUCUAGUGUUUUCAGGUGUCACAACUCAAUCAACUCUACAUGACCCUUCAAAUAAUAUUCAGCCGCACUACUAUACAAGCAAAAUUUCUGAUAUGCUUGACUUGUUGGGAGCAUAAGUUAGUUCUUCCCAAUUUAGACAUUUCUUUUGAGGCCCAUUGAGACCAUAGAAUAAUGCAACAUACUCGCACGCACACAUACUUUGCCUCAUAUCUACAAAAUUUUCACCAUCUAAUUACAGCUUGUCACACUUUGUUUGCUACCUCACUUUAACGUGAGGUGAUGUGCACCAAGCAUUAUUUGAGACUAUAAUAGUUGUUCUCCCAUGUAGUUCAGAAUCAUUGGAUAUUCUGUACGAAUGUUUUUAAAUAGCACCUAGUCCGUAAAAUUGUACUGUACUCAGAUUUAUUCUUUCUGCCAUUUCAAUGGUAUGCCACCAGGAUUAUUACGUAAACGAGGCAAUGUAAGCUAA
This is a messenger RNA of Gastrolobium bilobum, 1327 nucleotides long. Its product is annotated as phosphoglycolate phosphatase 2. The record is from RefSeq and is a predicted model, not a curated record. NCBI's taxonomy places the organism in Eukaryota, Viridiplantae, Streptophyta, Magnoliopsida, Fabales, Fabaceae. The transcript is spliced from 10 exons. The coding region runs from base 75 to 974 and encodes 299 amino acids. Gene Ontology annotation, molecular function: phosphatase activity.